CAUGUCAUUUGACAAAUGACAUCUAAACGAACAAGCCUAACCUCUCUUCUAUCACGUCAGUCUUACUGACACCAAAACAACCUUCAAAUUUCUACACAUUUUGAAAAGGGAAAAAAUGGUGACCGCGACCGAAACUCAAAUAAAGAAUAUAGGAAAAGUCUUGUCAGAUCCAGGCAGACCCUUGAAAGAACGAUUUAGAGCCCUUUUCACCUUGCGCAACAUUGGCGGUGAGUUGUCCAUAAAAUGCAUUGAAGACUGCUUCUCGGACCCCUCAGCUCUGCUGAAGCAUGAACUCGCUUACUGUUUGGGUCAAAUGCAAGACAAAAAAGCUAAUCCUAUUCUCAUAAAAAUCCUUGAAGACACUACACAAGAACCUAUGGUUAGGCAUGAAGCAGCUGAAGCAUUGGGUGCAAUUGGAAGUAUAGAAAGCAUAGAAAUCUUGGAGAAGUUCAAAAAUGAUACUGUAGUUGAAGUAGCUGAAACCUGUCAACUUGCUUUAGAGAGAAUCAGAUGGUUACAAAACCCUGAAUCCAAAGAACCAACACCUAGUUCAUACAAUUCUGUUGAUCCUGCUCCCCCAACUAAACUACAAGACCCAGAGGAACUAAAAUCGGUGCUAAUCGAUGAAAACUGCAGUUUAUUUGAAAGAUAUAGAGCAAUGUUUGCUUUACGAAAUUUAAAUACAAAAGAAGCAGUACAAGCUUUAGGUUCUGCAUUGAAGCAUGGCAGUGCUCUUUUCAGACAUGAAAUCGCGUUUGUCCUAGGUCAGAUUCAAAGUGAAGAAGCUGUUUCAUACUUAAUCCAGUCAUUGCAAGAUGAAAAAGAAAAUGAAAUGGUCAGACAUGAGUGUGCUGAAGCUUUAGGCGCUAUAGCGACAGAUGAGUGUAUGGAGGUUCUCAAAAAGUAUUUAAGUGAUUCUAGGAGGGUUGUUAAAGAAAGUUGUGAAAUAGCUUUGGAUAUGUGUGAAUAUGAGAACAGUCCCGAAUUUCAGUAUGCCAAUGCUUUAGCUGUAGAACCAAAUUGUGAAUUUUUUGUAUAAUUGAUCUUGAUUAUUGAAUAAAUUAUUCAACAUUAA
Acanthoscelides obtectus is the source of this 1075-nucleotide messenger RNA. The record is from the annotation of a GenBank genome assembly. NCBI's taxonomy places the organism in Eukaryota, Metazoa, Arthropoda, Insecta, Coleoptera, Chrysomelidae.